AUGUGCGAACCAGCAAGUAUAAAAGAGCUUAGGCAUGUGCUCUGCGUGCAGGCACGUGAAAUGUUCAAACUGCAACACCGCAGUUACAUACCGGUGCAGGCGAUCAUUUUGCAUGAUGGUACCUUGCCAAAGCGUAGGACCGCAUCAACAUCCCUAGUGCGCUCCACCGUUGAUUUUUUAUGCACCAAAUAUUCGGCCUGGCUUCAAAGAAGUGGCGAAUUGAUCUAG
Molecule: messenger RNA, 228 nt
Organism: Gongylonema pulchrum
Lineage: Eukaryota; Metazoa; Nematoda; Chromadorea; Rhabditida; Gongylonematidae
Source: the annotation of a GenBank genome assembly